Messenger RNA from Gavialis gangeticus (Gharial), 2971 nucleotides. It is a transcript of the gene PHF6, whose product is annotated as PHD finger protein 6. Gene Ontology annotation, cellular component: nucleus. The record is from RefSeq and is a predicted model, not a curated record. Bases 155 to 1249 code for a protein of 364 amino acids. NCBI's taxonomy places the organism in Eukaryota, Metazoa, Chordata, Crocodylia, Gavialidae. The transcript is spliced from 11 exons.
UCUGUGCGUGCGUGCGUGCGCUCGGCGGCGGCGGCGCAGCGUCCCCUGCCCCGAAUGAAAGGGAAGGUCCCAGGCAGCGAGCGGCGGUGAGCGGCGGCGGCGGCUUCCCCUCGGCAUUUGUGAGGAUUGAAUUGGCAUAGGCCAUUUUAAAAUCAUGACAAGCUCAGUUGGACAGAAAAAAGUGUCUUCAAGACAACGCAAGUGUGGUUUUUGUAAGUCUAAUAAAGAUAAUGAAUGUGGACAAUUAUUGAUGUCAGAAAACCAGAAGGUGGCAGCACAUCAUAAAUGUAUGCUGUUUUCAUCUGCAUUGGUAUCUUCACACUCUGAUAAUGAGAGUCUUGGUGGCUUUUCUAUUGAAGAUGUUCAAAAGGAAAUAAAAAGAGGCAUGAAACUGAUGUGUUCUUUAUGCCAUUGUCCAGGAGCAACCAUUGGCUGUGAUGUGAAAACAUGUCACAAGACAUAUCACUACUACUGUGCAUUGCAUGAUAGAGCUCAGAUAAGAGAGAAACCCUCACAAGGCAUUUACAUGAUUCUAUGCCGAAAACACAAGAAAGCUACACACAACUCUGAAGAUUUAGAAGAAGGUAUCAACGAACACGAAUUGGAGCCUUCACCACCAAAAGGGAAGAGGAGGGGUCGGAAGGGAAAGCCAAGGAAAACAAAUUUAAAAGGGCAGUCAGAAGACACUAGAUCUACAUCCUCACAUGGCACAGAUGAAAUAGAAAGCAGUUCCUAUAGAGACAGGUCUCCCCACAGAAGCAGCCCCAGUGAUACAAAACCUAAAUGUGGAUUCUGUCAUGCAGGUGAAGAAGAAAAUGAAGCUAGAGGAAAGCUUCAUAUAUUUAAUGCUAAAAAGGCAGCAGCACACUAUAAGUGCAUGUUGUUCUCUUCUGGCACUGUCCAGCUAACAACAACAUCAAGGGCAGAGUUUGGUGAUUUUGAUAUUAAAACUGUACUUCAAGAGAUCAAGAGAGGGAAAAGAAUGAAAUGCACGCUUUGCAGCCAACCUGGUGCCACCAUUGGGUGUGAAAUUAAAGCCUGUAUCAAGACUUACCAUUACCACUGUGGAGUAGAAGACAAAGCAAAGUAUAUUGAGAAUAUGUCACGAGGAAUUUACAAACUCUAUUGUAAAAAUCACAGUGGAAACGAUGAAAGAGAUGAAGAAGAUGAAGAAAGAGAGAGCAAAAGCCGUGGGAAAGCAGGCACUGGCCAUAGUGACAUUCCUCAACAACAGCUCAAUGGAAACUAGGUUCAAGGGACAGAGUUAGAGAACUGGGAAUGAAUAAGACAUCCAUAACUACUAAUUCUUUUAAAUUGUUUUUCUAAGAUCAGAAAAGGGUCAGUAACUUUUUACUGCCCAAAUCUGCUAGAAAUUUCAUUGAACUGCCUGAAACGUUCAUGUUUGUGAGCCUUCAAUAAGUGGCAGAGUUUUACAUGUCAAUAUUAUGUAGUUUGUAGUCUGCAGUGUCUGGAAAAAAUUGAAACACUAUAUAAAUGAGAUGUAAUAUGUACAGUGUCAAAAGUUAAGGCAGACAUUGAAAUGAAGUAAGAUCUAUAUUUCUGGACUGAAUAAAAAUCUAAGAUUUGGAAUGUGUAAGUUGUUUAGUGGAUUCAUGCACCAGAGAAGGUCUUAGCAAGCUCAGUUCACAACAUGGACACGUCCGUGUUGGCCAGAAGCUGGUAACUUGUGCAUUUCACGUUUUCUUCGUAAACCAAGUAUGGAGGCUGUCUGUGGGGAAAAGCUGCUCUCUGUUUUGCUUUCAAAGCACAUAGUAGAAAAAGAAGUCGAUGUACACAGAAGCAUGCUUGAACCUUGCAGUUUGUUCCUGCUGUGAUUGCUCAUACGGCCCAGCAUUCCUUGCUGGCAAUUUUCUUGAGCAGGUGUUGGUUAUGAGCUGUGAGCUGCAGCACUCAUGCCAAAGCGCUGUAGCUCGUUCCCCAACGAUCCACCUCUUCUGCUUCCCUAGUAUACCAAGAACCUUUCACUGAGUGUGAGUGAAGCCUUUAUUAUACUCGUUUUUGGACACUGCAACCCAACCUCUUUACAUUUCGAAGAGUUACUCUUUUUAACUCGUUAUGGAAUUUAGCCACCAUAUCUGACAUCCAUACCUCAGAUGUUCUGUGUUGUGUGGAACAUUUCAUGUUUCGUCCAAAAUACAUAUACAGGCUGCCCCCAUGAUGUAAGAAGAAUGAGAAUAUGGCUUUUCCCAUAGAUCAAUAUUUAUUUUGAAUCUUGUGACCACUAUAUGAGGAAACUCUCUGCUUAAGAUUCUUAAGAUUUGUAGAAUUUAAUUAAUCUUGUCAUGGAGUGACACAUGCUAGAGCUUGAUGUUCCAUUUGAGAAUAAUCCAGAUUAGGUUCAAUCAGACCUAGCAGCUCAGUUCCUUAAUUUUUGUCAUUAAACUGGCAUUUUUUUAGUUCCUAGUAAUUUCUUCCAUUGGUCUGUUAAAGCACAUUAGCAGAUUUAUUUGAAAUAAAACCAAAAAUUUAAUCUAACGUGCAAGUCUUUCUAAUGCUAUCAUGCCACCUCAUUGUUUAGAUAGGGUUCUGACUGUUUCAUUCUAGAAACCCAGUAAAACCUCAAGAUUUGAAGUAAAGCUGCAAGCAAAAUACACUGAGAAUUUGGCUAGAAACCGCAAAGGUUCAUCUGCAGUUGACAUUACAAAAGCAGUUCAUUUGUAAUAUAAAUUUCCGUAGCAUUUUUACUUGUGUUUUUAAGAUUUAGCGUGUCGUUGUCUUUUCACAUUUCCUUAAUGUCUCAAGGGACUCAAUUGUUGUAUAUGAGAGUUUCUACACGUUACUGUGUUGGAACUCCCUCCAUUUUGUUUGUUUUCUUGGGGAAUAAUGCAGUUUUAGUAGAAAAAUUGCAGUGUACAGAAAAGAUUCAGUUACUGCUCUAAACAUGAUGCCAUUGACCAUUUUUAUUUUGUAUUUGUAAUUUUCAGAAUUAAAAGUGUGACUUGAAUUGCAA